GGGGUGGGCUGAGCUGAGCCAGGGGCUGCGCGUGUUGCUGCCGCCGCCUGGGAGAGACCAAGAACAGGGUCGGCGCGUGCGUCCCGGAAAAGAGCAAGGACGCCAGGCUGCCCGUCCCCGUCUGGGUCAAGGCCAAGGGGCGCGCGGCGAUGUGAGCCAUGAGCGCGACGUGGACGCUGUCACCCGAGCCGCUGCCGCCGUCGACUGGGCCCCCGGUGGGCGCAGGUCUAGACGCGGAGCAGCGUACGGUGUUCGCCUUCGUGCUCUGCUUGCUCCUGGUGUUGGUGCUGCUGAUGGUGCGCUGCGUGCGCAUACUGCUCGACCCCUACAGCCGCAUGCCCGCCUCAUCCUGGACCGACCACAAGGAGGCGCUUGAACGCGGGCAGUUCGACUACGCGUUGGUGUGAGGAGGCUGGCGUCCAGGGCAGGCUCUCGGCUAGUCUCCAAGGGCCAGCCCGGUGGGGCUACACCCGCAUGAACUGCGCUCAGAAUUGCUCGUCCCUAGGCCCGGGGUUGAGGGUGUUUAAGAGAAGUCCAGGCCAUCUCCCCUUAGGCCCCACUCAUUUCCCCUCUUAAUCCAGCAAGAGCCCCUACUUGUGCCUUUGUCUACCCAGUCCCUUCCUCUCUGCUACUCAGCUAGUCCCCUACAAUCUAAAGUGGGAGGAGUCCCUUACCAAUAACCCCGUCUUUCCCCAAUGUAUGUGGCUCUGCUACUGUCCUGCUGUCAGGUAUGAGUGUCACAAUCUUUCCUGGGGGUGCAGACGCCUUUGUCCUCUACUCCCCUCCUAAUGAUCCCAAUUUUGCCAUGAUUGAAUGUUGAUCCUCUCCUUGAACUUGGGCCCUGCAAGGCAAGCUCGCUCCAGCCCACAGUGGAAGCUGCAUACCAAUAAUGCACUGCACAGCCAGUCCCAGACAUAAACCAGGAAACCCACCAUGGCGGCUGUGUCGAGGAUGCGUGGAGCUUUCCAUGGAGGAAGAGCACAAGCCUGGCUCAUCCCCUCUCCAGCCCAGGUCAGCGUGUCCUUCCUCCUCCCCAUUUCUUGUUCCUCAUCCCCUCACCCUCUCCCCCAUACAUUUGACUCUUCCCUGCUUCUGAGUGAUGAAGAUAAUAAAAGCUAUUGUUGAGGCUUA
Molecule: messenger RNA, 1131 nt
Organism: Jaculus jaculus (lesser Egyptian jerboa)
Lineage: Eukaryota; Metazoa; Chordata; Mammalia; Rodentia; Dipodidae
Gene: Ctxn1
Product: cortexin 1
Exons: 2
Coding region: 159-407 (82 amino acids)
Source: RefSeq, a predicted model, not a curated record